AUGAUCUUUUUGAAAUCGUUUGGUAAAAAUAGCUACUUUCUAAAGCAUUACAGACGAUUUAAUUCUACACAUUCUUUUUUUGAUAAGUUUUCAAAGAGCUGGUGGGAUAUUGACGGUGAUAUGUCAAUAUUGCACGAUUACAACCAAGUCAGAAUCCCUUUUAUAGCAAAUUCCUAUUUGAAUCUAAAAAAAGAUAAAUCAGAACCUGAGUAUACUUCGCAUAAUCGCACAGAUAACUUGUUUCAGUUUAGGCGGCUGAAUAUUUUCGAAGAACCUCAGUUAAGGUCGACUGUGCACAUAGAAUCGGUGUUAAAGGGGUUGAACGUUUUGGACGUCGGCUGUGGAGGCGGAAUACUGACGGAAUCACUGGCUAAAUACGGCUGCAAAGUCCUGGGCAUUGACCCGAACCAAAAGCUAAUCGAUAUAGCGAAGUCGCACAAGGCGCAGUUUUUCGACAACCUGCACCUCCAACUGGGACUCAGGGAUAACUACUCUGCAAAUUUGAAAUACAAGGCCACUUCGGUUUACGACCUGUUGACGGAGGAGAACAAAGGGACCUACGACAUAGUUGUUGCAUCAGAGGUCAUUGAGCACAUUGAUAACCGGGAGAAGGAACAGUUUUUUGAAACACUGACCAAAUUUAUAAAACCGGGAGGCUUGUUGGUGAUAACUACACCUGGGUCAAGCCUGGUGUCGUACCUAUUUAACGUGUAUUUGGCUGAAAGCGUAUUCAAAAAGGUUCCCAAGGAUACACACAACUUUAAUCUGUUUAUAUCACCCAAGGAUUGCUGUAAAAUAUUGUCUAAGUUGAAUUUUGAGGCGGUAUUGAAGCAGGGUUUGCUGUAUUUGCCGUAUUUGAGGAGGUUUUUCCACAUCAAGUCUUGCAAUCUGCUGUACAUGUACUCGUUUAAAAACACAAAUGGAGUUGAAGGGAUUUGUUCGUAA
Theileria orientalis strain Shintoku is the source of this 945-nucleotide messenger RNA. RefSeq names its product 3-demethylubiquinone-9 3-methyltransferase-like protein. The record is from RefSeq and is a predicted model, not a curated record. Gene Ontology annotation, molecular function: 2-methoxy-6-polyprenyl-1,4-benzoquinol methyltransferase activity. The coding region runs from base 1 to 945 and encodes 314 amino acids. Gene Ontology annotation, biological process: ubiquinone biosynthetic process. The transcript has a single exon. Lineage: Eukaryota; Apicomplexa; Aconoidasida; Piroplasmida; Theileriidae.